Molecule: messenger RNA, 2487 nt
Organism: Hypomesus transpacificus
Lineage: Eukaryota; Metazoa; Chordata; Actinopteri; Osmeriformes; Osmeridae
Product: SH3 and cysteine-rich domain-containing protein 2-like
Exons: 11
Coding region: 202-1476 (424 amino acids)
Biological process (GO): skeletal muscle contraction; positive regulation of voltage-gated calcium channel activity; positive regulation of protein localization to plasma membrane
Cellular component (GO): extrinsic component of cytoplasmic side of plasma membrane
Molecular function (GO): protein binding
Source: RefSeq, a predicted model, not a curated record
AGAUCCAAACUACCCACUGCCUGCGCGCGCAAAAAAGGCUCCCAGAGAUUGCGGUUAAUUAAAAAAAAAUGUCUGUAGAAGUUUCCUAAUGGCCAAAUUGAGCUUUACCAGUCGUCGUUUACCAUCUUCAAGGAUUUAAAAGCAUUUUAACAGGUGUUCGACACCUUUACAACCGAUCGGCGCAUCACGAGACAUCUGACAAUGACGGAAAACAGCGAGAUGGAGAGCGAACCGCAGCUUCAGCGCUCGCCGAGUACAAUGUCCAUCCAGCCGGUAACGUCCAAGCUCCAGCGCCUGAAGCGCUCCCUCUCCUUCAAGACGUUGAUGCGCAGUAAGAGCGUGGAGAACUUCUUCCAGCGCUCGUACAGCGAUGCCCGUCUCCCCCCGGACUUCCUCAACGACCCCCUGCCCCCCUCUCCGCCCCUGGCCCCUGGCUCCCCACUCGCCAACGAGCGCUCGCCUUCUAUAUCUCCAUCCCUAAGCCCCAACCCCUCCCUCUGCUCCCGCUCCCCCUCGCUAUGCCCCUCCCCCUCGCUGCCCGCCAAGCCCACUCUCUCACCACGCCCCCAGGUGAACCAUUGCUUCCAGGACCACGUGUUUCGCAGGCCAACCAACUGCCAACACUGCAAGCACAUGAUUGUGGGAAACUCAAAACAAGGCCUGCGCUGUAAAACCUGCAAGAUAGGAGCUCAUCUGUGGUGUACCUCAGAGUUGUCCCAGCAACCAUGCUAUGGCAAGUCGGGAGCUUUCAAGCGGAACUUCAGUUCGCCCAUGCUCAUCAACGACCAACUUACAGUUGUCCAGGAGGUCCAGCCUACCCAAGAAGCUGGAAGAGCUUGUUUAGACCCUGUGUAUGCCACCCUGCGCUUCGGGACCUCCCUGGCACAGAUGAGCCGUUCCAGUUUUGGGAGUGUGUCAGAGUCACCCACCAAAAGCCUGGGGGAGGGAGGGGAGGAGAGGGAGCAGAGACAGAACAGCAUGGAGGAGGAGCUAUCUCAGGAGGCAGGAGAUAUUCCUCUUCCAGACGAGGAGAAGGCAGAGCUGGAGGAUGGGUGUGCUGUGUCUGUCCACCCUACUGCCGAUGACAACACUGUCAAGGUGCCUAAGCGAAUCGAGGUUCAUUCUAUCCACACUUAUGUAGCACUCUACAAGUUUCUGCCGCAGGAGCAUAAUGACCUGGAACUACAACCUGGUGAUCGAGUACUGGUCACUGAUGACUCUAAUGAGGAGUGGUGGAAGGGGAAAAGUGGAGACAGAGUGGGCUUCUUCCCAGCCAACUUUGUCCAAAGGGUGAGGCCAGGAGAGAGGGUGUGGCGCGUCACCCAGGGUGCCCAGGGCAACAGGGAGAUAGGUCACUUGGCUGUGAAGGAGGAUCAGAUCUGUGUGGGGAAGAGGGAGGACAGCGAGGGCUUCCUGCGGCUGAGCAGCGGUAAGAAGAGAGGUCUGGUCCCGGCCGAGUCUAUCGAGGAGAUCUGAGGCGCUGCGUCCUGACCCGCCCAGCAUGUCCAGGAACACACUCACACACCCUGCGAGACGUCAGGGACCCCCGCACUCCUCCACUGAACAUGACCAAUGGGAGCUCUCAUCACCAUGUGUUUUCCUGCUGUACUUUUGUUUCAGAGUAGAUGUGUCUUUUCCUGUGUUCUUCUCCUAUAGGUUAGAUGAUUAGUGUCGGCAGUUAUGGAGUCCCACUAAUGCUCUCAUGAUGGACUGUUGGUUUUAAAAGCUUGAGGCUUGAUUACACCGGAGCCAAGGGCUCCAUGUCCAGCAGAAGUGACUGAUGUGAGGAGUGGUGGAGGGGUGGAGGUUGGUUGUUGCUAACAGGUUGACUAGCAUUGGUCCGUACUUGGCUCCGCCCACACUGGCUCCUCCCACACUGCUCUCCUCUGCCGUGCCCUCUCUCCUUCGCUCUCGUCUCGGUCCCUCGGCUGGGACUUGGUUUCAUCUUAAUUUAGACGGGCAGAUAACUCUGGCGACAGCGCGAGGACUGGGAGCUCUGGGACUCUGCGGUCAGACUGGAAGCAAGGACACACUCUCCCCUGACCUCAACACUGACGGAUGGACCUUCAGCCCUCAGGCUCUGUCCAGUCACCUGAAUGAACACUUAUACUCCUGCUGCCCAGACAGGAAUUUAUGAUACAAUGUAGAUAAUGUACGUUUCAAACUGGCAAAUAUAAAAUAAAUGAACAUCUGUUUUGCUAUUUUCACUUUAUAGAACCUACUAGGGAAUAUGACAGUGGUGAUGAGUUUAUGUAUAUGCGUUUUGGCUGUGUCAGUGGAAAGUCAACAGUAAAAAUUGUAGUAUAAUAACAGGGCUAUACUGAGAGACAAAUGAUUUGUCAAGAUUUUCUGGUAGAUUUAGCAGAGAGCCACUCAGUGCUGUGGCAGCGCUGGAGUGGGGAGGUGUUGGAAUACUUUUGGCUGGUCUCUGUUGCACCUCAGGAAAAUGAACAUGUGACAGCCGUGUGGAAGACAACGUGGACAGAU